Vicia villosa (hairy vetch) is the source of this 1428-nucleotide messenger RNA. RefSeq lists its product as uncharacterized. Bases 221 to 1204 code for a protein of 327 amino acids. NCBI's taxonomy places the organism in Eukaryota, Viridiplantae, Streptophyta, Magnoliopsida, Fabales, Fabaceae. Gene Ontology annotation, biological process: mRNA splicing, via spliceosome. The transcript has 8 exons. Gene Ontology annotation, cellular component: U2-type catalytic step 1 spliceosome. The record is from RefSeq and is a predicted model, not a curated record.
UUUUCAUUUUCAUUUUGUUCAAACCCUAAUCUCGAUAUAUAUACCAAGCUAUUUGCACUCAAUUUGGUUCAAAGAUAAUUCCGCGUCCAAACCACGCGCCACCGCCAUCUCUCAACGCGCCACCGGAUUCUUUCCCAUCGGUCACGAGCCACCGCCAUCUUCCACCAACUGUCAACGCCAAUUUCAACUCUUCGUAAUUUUAAUCUCAGGUUAAGGAAAAAUGGGAGAGAGGAAGGUUUUGAACAAGUAUUACCCGCCGGAUUUCGAUCCGGCCAAGCUUCCUAGGGUCAGAAGACCCAAGAAUCUACAAAUUAAAGUUCGUAUGAUGCUUCCGAUGAGCAUUCGAUGCAACACCUGCGGCAAUUAUAUUUAUAAAGGGACAAAGUUUAAUUCGCGAAAAGAAGAUGUUAUCGGCGAGACAUAUCUAGGAAUCCAAAUAUUCAGAUUCUAUUUUAAAUGCACCCGGUGCUCUGCGGAACUUACUAUGAAGACUGAUCCGCAGAAUUCAGAUUAUAUUGUUGAGUCUGGCGCGACCCGGAAUUUUGAACCUUGGCGGGCUGAGGAUGAAGAAACUGAUGAAGUGAAAAAGAAAAGGGAGGCUGAAGAAAUGGGGGAUGCUAUGAAGUCCUUAGAGAAUCGAACCCUUGAUUCUAAGAGAGAGAUGGACAUCCUUGCUGCACUGGAUGAGAUGAAGUCAAUGAAGUCCAGGCAUGCUACUGUCAGUGUCGAUGAAAUGCUUGCAGCCUUGCAACGUACUGCAGCAGACAAGGAGAAAAGAAUUGAAGAAGAAGAUGAAGCCCUUAUUAAAUCUAUUUUCUCCAAUAGUUCUGAAGUUUCGAUCAGCAGAAUUCGUGAUGAAGAUUUUGAAACUGAGGAGGAAUUGUUUCAGUUUUCAAGUGGACAUGGUGAAACAUCCCAUGAUAAUCCUAAGAGACAAAAGAUAUCAGAAGAUCUUCCUGGAAAAGCAACUGACACUUUGACAAAAGCCAGUUUGGAUGACUCCGGCAAAGAAGAAAAAACGAGCAGCAGUCGAGCAAAGCCUAAUCCAUUGGUGUCGAUUUCUGUUAUUAAGAAACCAGGGACCUCUAAUGUUAAAAGCCCUGCAGAAUCCAAAGAGAAGGAAAAAAAGGAAGAUGCUAAAACUAAUUCUCCUAUUGGACUGCUAUCUUUGUGCCAAAAUUAUGGUAGUAGUGAUGAGGAUUAGUUUCUUCCAAUGGAUUGUAAAAUACUAUGAUUUAGAAUAUAGAUUCUUCAAUAUCAAAUUCUUACAGAAUUUCCUGCUGUCAUAUUUUUUAAGACCAUUGGAAAUGAGGAAGAAAAGGGUGAAACCGAAUAUGGUGCUGUAUGUCUCGUUCCUAAAUCCCUCCAUCACAUUUUGUUGGGAAUGUUGAUAUUAUUAGAGAGAUAUCAUUAGAGAUUCAGACUGCA